AUGGAAACGGGCGGCGACGGCGGCCGCCGAGGGACAGAAAGGUUGCCCGAGCGGCGCCUGAGGCGCGCCGAGCGCGAGCGGCUCCCGCCGCCGCCGCCUCCUCCGCCGUUUCUGAGGGGCGCCUCGGCCGCCAUGGAAGGCCGGCCGGUGGGUCGCCCGAGCCGGGCCUCUCCACCGGCCAAAGCCGCCUUGGCUUCCCCUCCUCGCUACCGCCUGGUGUCGGAAAUCGGGCGCGGGGCCUACGGCGUGGUCUACGAAGCGGUGUCGGGCCGCAGCGGCGCCCGCCUGGCCGUCAAGCGGCUGCGUUGCGACGCUCCCGAGAACGUGGAGCUGGCCCUGGCCGAGUUCUGGGCCCUGACCAGCCUCCGCCGCCACCACCCCAACGUGGUGCGCUUCGAGGAGUGCGUCCUGCAGCGCGACGGGCUCGGGCAGCGCAUGAGCCACGGCAACAAGCAGAGCGCGCUCUACCUCCGCCUGGUCGAGACCUCCCUCAAGG
Molecule: messenger RNA, 496 nt
Organism: Thamnophis sirtalis
Lineage: Eukaryota; Metazoa; Chordata; Lepidosauria; Squamata; Natricidae
Source: RefSeq, a predicted model, not a curated record